This is a messenger RNA of Melospiza melodia melodia, 1209 nucleotides long. It is a transcript of the gene FLT3LG, whose product is annotated as fms related receptor tyrosine kinase 3 ligand. The record is from RefSeq and is a predicted model, not a curated record. Gene Ontology annotation, cellular component: cell surface; membrane. The annotation marks the transcript as partial. Gene Ontology annotation, biological process: positive regulation of cell population proliferation. Gene Ontology annotation, molecular function: receptor tyrosine kinase binding; cytokine activity. NCBI's taxonomy places the organism in Eukaryota, Metazoa, Chordata, Aves, Passeriformes, Passerellidae. The transcript is spliced from 7 exons.
UGCGGCGCUGGUGCCGCACAGCGGCUGCGGAAGGCUCUGGUGGCCGCGGGGCUGCCGGGCGGGGCCCUGUCGGUGCUUCCCGGCGCUUCCCGGGGCUGCGGACCUCGCCUGGCGCGGCAGCGCCCGGACGGGCUGUGGCUGUGCGGGGGGGACGCGGUGCCGCCAAUCCUGCUGCUCCUGGCCCUGCCCGCCCUCGGCAGCUGCUGCUCGUUCGGCUUUAACCCCAUCAGCAGCACCUUCAGCGCCCACCUGAACAACCUGAGCCCCUGGCUGCUCCUCGACUACCCCGUGGCGAUGCCCAGCAACCUGGAGCCGGACAGCGCCUGCUCUGAUCUCUGGGGGCUUCACUUUGGGGCGCUGGCUCUGCGGCGGAUGCUGGGGGUGGCGGGCAGGGACUUGGCCCCCCUGCUCAGGACCCUUCUCGCCCAGCUGCACUUUGUGGCUGAGUGUCACAUCCAGGACCCCCAGGGCUGUGUCCGGCUGGAGAGGAUGAACGUGUCACAGCUGCUGGAGACCCUGGUGCAGCACCUGGGGGGGCUGCAAGGGAGACCCCCCCACUUCCCCGGCUGCACCCGCUUGCGCUGCCGCCCAGGCCCGGCGCUGAGCAGACCUGCUGAGCGGCAGGAGCGGCACGAGGGGACCCUGGGGGCCAGGCAGGGCCCCCCCAGCCCCGCCGGACACGGGCUGCUGCUGCUGGGGGGCACUUGGGGGGGCCCUGGGCCUGCUGGCGGUGCUCUGGGCACUGUGGAGGAGACCCUGUGCCCAGGUGGGGACACUGGGGGGCACUGGGGGCACUGCAGAGGGCGGCGAGGGCACGGGGGGCGCUGUGUGUGUUGGGGACACUGGGGACACGGCGGGUGCUGGCUGUCCUGGGAGCACUGGGGAGCACUGGAGCUCGUUCCCCUCAGCGCCCCCAGCCCUCACAGGGACCCCCGAGACUGGAGCAGGAUGCGACCUGAGUGGCCGAGCGGUACCUGGGGACAGACACGGUACUGGGAGGGCUCCUGCAUACUGGGAUCACUGGGAAUACUGGGAAUGCCCUGAGGACCGUCAGGCCCCUCACCCUGUGCCACUGGUGAGAGUCGGGGACCCUCCAGCUCCCUGCUGGAGGCCCCUGGGGGCCACACCGGGAUCUGCAGAGCCGCGGAGGGCCCCAGGGAGGGGCCCGGCCUGGCCCCGUGCAGUGCCCAUAAGCUGAUGCUGACACCC